UCUGCAGCCUAAACUGGGUCUCUAAAUACACAGCUACCAUGUCAUCCUGUCUCUCUGCAGCUCUGUUUUAGCAUGUCAGUAUUAUCAUAGUGGAACCGGAUAUCAGCAAGUACCACCAAGCAAUAAAGAUGCCAAAACUGCAUCUCCGCCUUUUCUGCUGCAGGACGACGCUAACUUGCAGUCCAGACCAUGACAAAACUGUUUACACUGGCCUGUUACAGUCACAUUCAAACAUUUCAGUGUGUAUUUUUUAUUUUAAUUUUGCCACUGUAAAAUGAUUUACUGUGAAAACAACUUCUUGCAGUGAAUUUGAAAACCUAAACAUGAUAUUUAGGCCACACUAUGGUUAAUUGGCAUUUUGUUCAUCGAUGAGCUCUUUUCUCUUUGUUUGUGAAGCUUUUAGUUAUUUUGGUUUUGUGUUAUUUUAAUCUAUAGCUCACCUGCUGUUGCUGUUCUCUGUGUUUUAAUUUGUUGCAAAACACUGUUGUUUCCUAGAAUGUGGAUGAAAAUAUGUGAACAAUUUAUAAAGGUUUACACAACGCACAUGCGUGCUCACAUAACAAAUAACUGAAAAGGGACACUAUCAACAUUUAAUGCACUAUUAGCUGUUUCCUAGACAACACAAGUUGCGGUGCAUGAGGCCCUAGUAGAGCGAGCAUGUUAGUCUAGGUCAGCCUGCAUCCUCCUGUAAAAUACUUGAUGAUGGACCAUUGCACACUUGUAAAGGGGCAGCAUAUCCCUCUGUACUUACAUAAUUGGUUGCUGUUGAGGUGAAAAAUACCGCUCUACUAUAUCCAAGCUGUAAACAGUCGUGAUCACUUACCAAAUGUGUACGUGAAGCCGUUCUCUGGCACCAGUCACAGUAUAAUAUCAAAGGCACGAAUCCCGAAUCUGCAAGACCCCACUUUUUCUGGUUAAAAAUGUCAAAGACGACAUCAAAUGGACAAUAAAGUGUUUGCAACUAAAUGGCAACUGUGUGAUUUGCUGUUGAUUUAAGAUUCAUUCAUCAGCACCGGGUUGCGCUUUGGUUCAGAACAUGCAUUGCUGCUUCAUUCUGUUUCUUGACAAGGUCACCUUCCCUGAACCUCCCCUCAGAGAUGUAUACAGUCGCUUUCCAAAUUCUGUUUUGUAGUUGUCCCACAAAACAGCUCAAUUUCUACAUUUGUUGCCAGUAAUAAAUGACUCCUCAGGGCUUGACCUGUUCUCAUAAAACAAUCAUUAGAUGCUCCCUACCCAACUUCUAAUUGUUCAUAAAUGACACAUCUAUUAAAAUAUAAAAACAUGUUAUUAAUUAGACUGUCAUCAGUGAAGUGAUUUAUUGUACAAGGAAAACUUUUUGCAUAAAUAAUAAAUGACCUUUACUGUUGCCUGCUGUGAGAAUGGCUGGGGAUGACAGUGAGUAGGGCUUCAAUGUGCAGUGUUCAUAAUGUCACUGCUACUUUGUUUGAGAGAUCAAGUUGCACUCUAAUUGGAUUUUUUUUUGUGUGCUGCUCUGCAUGCUGUAGUGAAUUUCUGUUUUGUAACUUUGUGUAUUAAUGUACAACAAAGUUAACCACCCACUAUGCUUUGUCUCCGCUGUCAAAAAAGUUUUAGCAUCCUGUAAAUUCACAGUAUCUCCCCUUUCUAAUAGAGAAAUCCUCUCCACCUGCCUUUCCUUUAGCUUUAAAAUUUGUUACCUUCUCUCAAAAGUCAAACCAAGGCCUGAGACAUAUUGUAUAUACCUGCCACUGUGAAGCAAUUAGAGUGUGAAUUCAUGCUCUCCACUGAGGGAGGGGGCUCUUUUCAGCAGUGAGAGGGAUUGUUCAUACUGCCCAGCCCUCCUCAGCUCAGAGCACAGAGUGGGUCUGAGCUUACAGCACAGACACACACUCGGCUGCAGAUAUGAUCCCUGUUGUUUUCAUCGUCCUGAUCCUCCUCACAGGUGGUGCAUUUUCUAAGAAAGUGUGUAGUUACCAGGAUGUUCUGGACCACCUGAACCUGACCACAGAUAACAGUGUGUUUAAACUGACUCGGCCCGUUCUGGACCACACACACCCCACCUUGGUAGGGCUGGACAUUGUCCUCUAUGCCAUCCUGGCUAUGAUUGAGAAAACACAAACUUUCAUUCCUUUUGUCUGGGCAAAAGUGCAGUGGAACGAUGAACGCAUCUCCUGGGACCCCACACAGUUCUGUGGGAUCACUGGGGUUUCAGUUCCUAGAGACAUGCUCUGGAAACCGGACCUCUUCAUCUUUGAGAUGGUACAAAAAGAUGAAUCCCCUCUAUGUCCCUACAUAUACAUGUCCUUUAAUGGGAUGGUCACUGAUGAACAGGGCAUUAGGGUGGUCAGCACCUGUAAUAUGAACGUCCACAAGUUCCCCUUUGAUACGCAGAGAUGCAACAUCUCCUUCAGUUCUGCAAUACAUACUGUUGAUCAAGUUCGCCUCUUUCCUUCCUCCAACUCGUCUCGGGCCACAGAGUUUUCCCAAGAGAUCAUGAAGACUCAGGGAGAGUGGGACUUCCUCCAGCUGUCUGUCACCAACAGCAGUCUCACCAUCGACAAAGAACAGUGGGACAUGAUCAUAUACACUUUCACCAUGAAGAGGAGGCCCCUCCUCUAUGUCAUCAACUUCUUGUUGCCCAUCCUGUUCUUCCUGUGUCUGGAUCUUUCCUCCUUCUUCAUCUCAGAUGAGCGAGGAGAGAAACUGGGCUUCAAGGUCACCGUGAUGCUAGCCAUAUCUGUCCUGCUGCUCAUCCUGAAUGACAUUCUGCCUUCCAUGUCCAACAAGACUCCACUCAUAGGGACCUACUGCAUUGUCAUAUUUGCUCUGAUGCUGCUCAGUCUGAUUGAGACUAUCUUGGUUACAUAUCUAAUGGAAGCAGAGUCUGCCUCUCAGGAGAAGCUGAAGUUUAAGGACGACUGUGAAGACAAAGGGGAAAAAGUCAGAACUGAUAACUGUAGUGCAGAGGAGAAAAGAGAGACCGAUUGCUCCUGCAUCAUCUGCAAAGUGUCUAGCAGGCAGGAGCUGCUGCCUGCUGCUGAGGAGGUUAACCACAGCAUUCAGUGUGAAGAGUCACAUGUGUUGCUGCUGAUCCUGGAGGAGCUGAAGGAGCUGCAGAAAACCCUGAAUCUGCACCUCGGCUGCAGAGAGGAAAGAGGGAAGUUUGCUCAGUGGGCUACAAUUAUCAACAGAGUAUUCUUCAUUUUCUAUGUCACCACUGUGUCACUGUUUCUCCCUCUCAUAUACAAUGAAUGGAUCAAUUAACAAUGUGCAAUAAUACUUCAUUUUCAGUGUUCUAAGCCCUGUGUGUCAUAUUAAGAUUUGGUAAUGUAUCAGAGUGAGUAGAUCACUUCUGUAGGCUAAUUAAUAAAUAAUAAGGCUUCACUUUGUUUUUAAAAGGCUUUACUGUAGAUCAACCCACAGAUUAAUCAAUAGUUGCACUAAUGAAACAGCAAAAAAAAAAAAAAAAAAAAAAAAAGGGAAGGUGCAACCAUAUCUGGUGGUUUUUGUUGGAGAAGAUUAAUAUACUUUGAUGUGGGCAUGAGCACUUCCAAAAUCAAUGACACACACACACACACACACACUGACUGACCUCACACACACAUACUCUUUUCACACAGUAAUUGUUCACAUUGUCUCUUCAUUCAGACAAAUGGAUCAUUCUCUUCCGUCCUGUUCUGUCUUCUUUCACCUCACAGCUCAUCCGCCCCUCAGACUUUACACCAAUCACAUCCAUCCUCACCGUCCUGAUAUCCUCUGUGUUAUACGUAAUAUUGCUGUCAAAGAGGCCAGUCGUUUGCUUUCGACUGGUGCUAUUGCAGUUGGACUGUGCAUGAGUCCCCUACUUUAUUCGGAAUGAAAUAUCUUAACUGCUAAAUAGACUGUCACAUAUUCAUGUUCCUUGACUUUUCAUCUAGCUCUUUAUCAGGUCAAAUGUUCAGUUUAUCUAAAAUUUUGGUUUAUAACUUAAGCUAUACUUUGUGUUUAGCUAAUUAACUAAUGUUAGCCUGCUAAUGCACUAAACUAAGAUGGUAAUCAGGAUAAACAUUAUACCUCUUAAACAAUACGUUCUGUCAUUGUGAAUGUUUUAGCAUGCUGACCCAACAUGGAGUGUCUUUGUAAGGUGCUGGGCCACCACGUGCCACCAGAACAGCUUCAGUGCACCUUGGCAUUGACUCUCAUGGACCAGUGAACAAAAUUUUCCCAACUAACCGUCAACAUUUUGUAUUUUGUUAAGCAUGAACCUUUCUUCUUACAAUGAAAUGCAAGUAAUAUUUUAAAAUGGUCUGACAAAUCACUACCUACAGUAAAAACAUCCUAAAAACUAAAUAAUUCUUUGUGUGCCAUCAUCAUACAGUGCAUGCUUUCCUGCAUGUGUUGACCGUUUGAACUGUUAAAACAAUUAAACAUUUCCAGCAAAUUAAUCAGCAGUCCAUCACUUUUAUUUUGUCAAACCUAAAUUUGAUUUCAGCUGCUUCCUCCAACGGUGUCUUUGUGUUGCCACAAGAGGGGGUGAUCUGCAUUUUGCAUUUUCCCGGAAAAAACCCACGCAGGCACAGGGCGAACAUGCAAACUCCAUACAGAAAGGCAACGGGUUGGCUGGGGCUCAAACCCAGGAGAUUUUUUGCUGUGAGGUGACUGCGCAAACCACUGCUGCACCAUGCCACCCUUGUCUUUCUAAAUAACAUGUGGUCACAUGAUUAGUGUGGACA
Messenger RNA from Monopterus albus (swamp eel), 4691 nucleotides. Its product is annotated as 5-hydroxytryptamine receptor 3A-like. Gene Ontology annotation, molecular function: transmembrane signaling receptor activity; extracellular ligand-gated monoatomic ion channel activity. Gene Ontology annotation, cellular component: membrane. The record is from RefSeq and is a predicted model, not a curated record. The coding region runs from base 1882 to 3243 and encodes 453 amino acids. The transcript has 10 exons. NCBI's taxonomy places the organism in Eukaryota, Metazoa, Chordata, Actinopteri, Synbranchiformes, Synbranchidae. Gene Ontology annotation, biological process: monoatomic ion transmembrane transport.